UGAGACAGGAUAUUUCUAAUUUUAGAGAUAUUGCACAAAUGGAAGAAAGCAGUCUUACAUAUUUGUUCAAAAUGCGUAUUGAAUGACAUCAAAAAUGACUCCAAGAUUCCUAAAAGUGUUAUUCAGAGUAAGCAUCUGGCUUGAAACCACAUUUCUAGGAUUUUUAGAGUACAAUAACCUCAAUUUUAUCUCCAGGCUCUGGGGAGGCCUGUCCAUGACUGAGGGUGGUCUGUUGUAUGUUUUUCUAUCCAGGGAUGACAGCGUGUUUGGAAUCAUUGCCGUGCUGAAAAAGAAAGUAAUUACCAAUCCAUCCUAUUGCAUGGAGGAUCAACUUCUGAUUAUACUUUUUUGUGUUCAUAACUCUAUCAAUUUUGGAAAAAUCACCAACAGCACUGGUUGAAGUACAGCCCCAAACCAUGACAGAACCUCUGUCAAGAGAGGUUUAACCGCUCUUGAUCUCUUUACUUCUUGACACCAGUUUGAACUAAACAUGUUGUGGAUUUAUCACUUUAUAAGACCUGUUAUCAUUGAUUUUCAGUCCAGUUCUUUUGUAAUUUGGUAUACCUCAGUCUUUUUUCUCUCUUUUUCAUUUAUUAAGAAUGGCCUAUUGACCUGCAUGAGCCAACCCUCGUGGAGACUCAAAAGGGCAAAACUGCUAUGGGCCCCAUGUGGGCAACCCUACAUGUACCUCGUAUGGGUUUUCUGUGGGCAAAGUCACUGUGGGAUGCUCACAGAUUUCCCUCUAAGGUGCCCCAAAAAGCAAAAUUCCUAUGGGACAUGGCAACCAACCUAUAAGGGUACCAUAUGGGUUUUCUGUGGGCUUACCCAUAGAAAACCCAUAUAAGGGCCCCAAAGGGCAGAACUGCUGUGGACACGCUUACUGUGGGCCAACUUGUGUUUGGUGGCUACUCAGGAAAAACAGCUCAAAUGAUAGUGCCAGUUUGACUGUGCUUAAUGAGUACCACCAGGUGAGAGUCAGGUGACAGUGCUCUUUGGUCUUUAUCAUCAGCUACUGGCAACAUGCCACCAGUUGUGUCAAGGUUUCCUGCAGUUAUCUUCAUGGCACUAUAUCCACAUAGUGCCGGUGCCACACACAGAGAAUCUCUUUGUUUUAGAGCCAAGGUUUUUCCAAAGCGUUCAUGCUUCCGAUGGAGAAACUGAGAAAGUGAAUGCACGUAAACUGUGCCCAGAAAUGGAGACUCCAAAGAUGCCUCUUGGUACUGAGGUAGACAAAUUGUUAACCCUUGAUGCUGUGUUGAAAAAGAAGAAGAAAUUGUUCACAGAAAUGGAUGUACAAAGUUGUUCACUACUUUGCUGAAUUAAUUAUUUGACCAUGAUUUUCGGUGCUUAUCCAAGACUGCGGUGCUGGCCAGUCUUAAACGCUUAUACUUGGAUAAAAUAAUUUUAUUAAUUCAGCAUACACCUCCGUAAAAGUCCACAAGCAACACAGAUCUGUAGUGAGAGAACAGGUUAUUCACCAGGAAAUGAACAGCAGGCUAGUCAGAGCAUCCGUGUAAAUUACAUGCUCAUUGCAACAUCCUCACAUCGCUAGGCAACAAGAAUAAAAUCCCUCACCAGCUUCCACCUGGGAACAGUGUCUGCAGUGCACAGUUUGAGAAGAAAUGGCAAUAAAGAUUUCCAGUGACAACAGAAGCAUUUAAAAAAGAUUAUAUUUGGCCAGCCUAUUUAUUUUCACAGACAUUUUACAUUUUAUUGUUUAUUUUUGUUAAGAGGUAUCUUUGGAAAGUUGAAUUGUGCAUAGGGUGAUCUUUUUAUUCUGGGCAGUCUGAGUAGUUUCUGCACGGAGAUCAUAAAGAGACCAUAAUUUGCAUGUCAAACAUGAAAUUUCAAAGAAAAGAUAUUUUUGGUUUGAGACAGGUUUUCCAGAAAUAACAUCUCAGCGGACCGGUGCGAGACACAAAAGUGCUGUUUAUGAUUAAACAACAAGUGGUUUAGCUUCAGAAACGGGCAUCCAUCAGUCAUCAGUUCCCAGGGAUUGUUCUCAUAAGCACAAUCUCUGUUGUUGUGUAGAUGUUGUUUCUGUAGACUUUGCUGUCUUAUUUUCUAGGUUUUGCUGUGCAUGAAUGUGUGUGCACGUGUGUGUGUGCUCGGGUCUUUGUCUCUGCAUGUACCUGUCUAUGUGCAUCAGUAGCUCCCUGUCUCUAAUGGAGUCCUAGGGUUGUAGGCAGGCAGGGAGGAAGGGCAAGGAGAGGGAAAGUACAGCCUUGAGCAGACUUCCACUUUUAAAACCCAGCUCCGAACUGCUGCAGUUCAGCAGCUAGGCGGCCACCUCAUUAGAAUUUUUUACAUUCCUCUUCAGGCAGCAGCACACUGCUUCUUCUCCACUGCUCUUUCUAAGCCACAAUCUGUAAAAGAUGAUGGGAUUAUAUCUAAACUGUCUCAGUCAAAUAUGAGGCUCUAAACCAUUGUCUUCAUAAAUUAAAUGACUGUACAUAAUGUUAUAGCAUAGCAUAAUUCAAAUCAACUAUAAACCUAUUUAAGACAAUUUUCUUUGACAGAUUAUCAUCAGGUGUUAAACAGAAGAGGUAGUAAUUCUUCUUUAGUCUAGAUAAGUAGACCACCUAAGCACUUAGCUGUGCAAUUAGCUUUGGGUUUUUUGUUUUUUUAAAAAGUGUCACUGUAGGAGUUGGACAAAGGCUUUCAUUGUCAGAACUUGGGGCCCACCCAGAUAAUUGGAUAUAGGAAUGGGUUUACUGUUGCUAACUAUAAACUAUGUAAAGUGUUUCAAGUGUCUGUUUAUUCUGCUGUGUCUCCCACGUGAAACCCUGCUGAAGUGCUUUCUGUAUAAGAGGAGAGGAAGGAACGAGGACGCCCUGCUGGAGAUAAUGGCAAUGAAUGUGUUCUGGCUCUCCUCCAGAACUGUCGUCUCGUGUACGGCCGUGAGUGAAAUUCACUUUGCCAGCGGUUAGCGCUGCCCAUUACUCACUGAACUGUGCUGCAGUGAUAGCGAGGGGGGCCCAGCGUUAAGGCAGAGGAGCGUUAGCACAACGGCGCACUACAGGACAAUGGAUGUGAUGAAUGUCGAUACACUGCCACUGGGUUUUCAAGUCCUCCAACUACACAUCGGCCCAGUUCUCAGUGUGGCACUCCACUUCACCCAGAGCGGGUACAACCUAGACCAAAGCUUUCAGUCUAAGGAGCGGGUGUUUGGAGUGUGGAAAAUGCCGUGUGGCAGUCUCGACACAUGUAAGGAGGCAUAAAGCCGUCUUGAGCGCUGAUGAGGUGAAUUUGCCUCUUAAUCCAGACAAUCAAAUGGCUCAUGAGGUCAGAGAGCAGUGCCCCAUCCCAGAGGCAGCCAUGCUCACCUGCUGAGUGCCUUUUGCCUUUGGCACUUAUGUAAUGACCAGCCUGAAGCACCCACCCAUGGAGCGUACCGUUGGGGGUUCGGUCCCCGCCAGUGAUGAGUUUUACACCCGCCACCUGCGUAUGGCCAAUGGGGUUCCUGUUUCAAGCCGCACUGACAACAUCCACGCCACUGUGAGCACAGGAGUGCCUAAAAUGGGUGUACGGGCUCGUGUGGCCGACUGGCCCCCAAGGAAAGACGUUACGAUGCCUCUGUGGCAUUCAUCUACGGAGCCUGAGAACUCUGCUGUGCCCUCAGCUGGAAAAAGUCACAUAAAGUUAGGCUCUAUAAUGAGCCCUCAGGACUCAACAAUGCUGCGUAACAUCCACAACACUUUAAAGAAUCGAGCCCAGUCCCAGGCUAACAAUUACAGCCCUGACACCCGUUACCUCGCUCCAGGAGACUAUAGAGGUCCUGCACAUAGAAACCCACGGCAGAGACGCAUCCGCCAGCGCAGCAAUAGUGACAUGACUGUUGGUGAGAUGGAAGGCAGUGGAGACAGUGGGGAGGAGUGGGGUCCAUCAUCGGGAGCCAAAUUGUCCCCUCUUCACCGUGAAUAUGGCAGCACCUCCUCGAUAGAUCAACAUGGAGUAGCUGGAGACAGCUUCUUUGAAAUGCUUAAGGGCUAUCAAGGCGACAAAGUUGAUCAACGCAGCCCCGCUCCAGAGAAACUGGAGGACAUGCUGAAUAUUGCAUCCAAGCAAGGGAUUCUUGAUCUUCAGGAGGAUGUCACAGACGGUCAUCCUCCUAAGGCGAAGGACAGAGAUAAGCCCCCAAAGAGACGCACAAAGUCUGAAACAGGAGGCGAGUCUAUAUUCCGUAAACUUAGGAACGUGCGAGGUGAGUCCGACUCCCCCAAAGCGGGGUCUGAUGUGGAGGACAGCCGAACGGAUGACACGGGCCCUCCUCUCAAGCCCUGGGUGUGUCAGAAAGGGUUCGCUCACUACGAUGUUCAGAGCAUGCUUUUUGACCUCAAUGAAAUUAUUCAGUUGCGGCAGACUGCAGGCAAGAGGAAAAACACCACCACGGGAGCGUCUGCCGCUGCCGUGGCCUCUGCUACCUCUACUCUGUCAUCCACCCACAGCCUGCCUUAUAGCUCUCCUAGUGGAAGCCAGGAAGAUCUCAAUUCCAGGGACAGUCCUAGCCUGGAUGCUGGAGAUGAACAAAGCAACGAAAUGUUGCUAAGCUGCCCUUGCUUCCGCAAUGAGAUCGGUGCCGAUGGCAUUGCGAGGCGCAAGCUGGGGGCUAAUGGGCCAGGAUAUCAUGGGCUUGUGGGUGGCGGAGCUGGAAACUGUGGCUCAGGGACCCUGAGUGGGGAAAAUAACUUGUACGAAACAUCUGUGAGCACACACUUAACCAAUGCUGGAGUAGCAGUUCUUGAGGGACCAAAGGAGGGCCCGAGCACGCUCAGCGACAAGGGCAAACAAUACAUUGUGGAGCACGUGGACCUGGGAGCUUACUACUAUCGGAAGUUCUUCUACCUGAGGGAUCAUUGGAACUACUUUGGGCUAGAUGAGGCAUUGGGUCCAGUGGCAGUGAGCAUGCGCAGAGAGAAGCUGGAGGAGGACAAGGAGCAUGGCCAGCAGUAUAACUAUCGUGUCAUCUUCAGGACCAGCGAGCUGAUAACUCUUCGAGGUUCUAUACUAGAAGAUGCAGUGCCUUCCACCUCUAAGCAUGGCACCAGCCGAGGUCUGCCCAUUAAAGAUGUACUGGAGUAUCUUCUGCCUGAGCUGGAUCUCUCCUGCCUCAGACUGGCUCUCAACACACCCAAAGUCACUGAGCAGCUGAUGAAACUGGAUGAACAAGGGCUGAGUUUUCAGGUAAAAGUGGGAGUGAUGUACUGCCGAGCAGGGCAGAGCACAGAGGAGGAAAUGUACAACAACGAAGUAGCCGGUCCCGCCCUGGAAGAGUUCCUCCAGCUGCUGGGGGAGAAGGUUCGCCUCAGGGGCUUCACCAAGUACAGAGCCCAGCUGGACACAAAAACGGAUUCCACGGGCACUCACUCCCUGUACACUUCAUACAAGGAUUAUGAGAUCAUGUUCCAUGUGUCUACUCUGCUGCCUUACACGCCCAACAACAAACAGCAGUUGCUGAGAAAGCGGCACAUUGGGAACGACAUAGUGACCAUAGUGUUCCAGGAGCCCGGAGCUCACCCUUUCACUCCCAAGACUAUUCGCUCCCACUUUCAACAUGUCUUCAUCAUCGUACGAGUACACAACCCCUGCUCCGACAGCACAUGCUACAGUGUGGCUGUCACCCGUUCCCAGGACGUUCCCUCCUUUGGCCCACCAAUCCCGAAAGGCGUGACCUUUCCCAAGUCCUCCGUGUUCAGGGACUUCCUUUUGGCCAAAGUCAUCAACGCUGAGAACGCAGCUCAUAAGUCAAAUAAAUUUGGCGCCAUGGCAACACGGACACGGCAGGAGUAUCUGCGGGAUUUGGCAGAGCGACACGUGACCAGUACAUCAGUGGAACCCUCUGGGAAGUUCCCCUUCAUCUCUCUGGCACACAAACGGCGGGAGAAGGUGCGUCCGUACAGCGGGGCGGAGCUACGGAGCCUCGGGGCUAUAACCUGGCAGGUUCAUGCCGAAGAUCAAGUAGCCGGGGCUGAACGCGAGUGCCUGUUGGCCAUUUCAAACGACUUCAUCAUCCUGCUGGAUCAAGAGGCCAAAGCGGUCGUGUUUAACUGUGCCACACGCGAUGUGAUUGGCUGGUCAACCGGGAGCCCCGCCUCUAUGAAGAUCUACUAUGAGCGCGGUGAGAGCGUAUCGCUGCGCUCCAUUAAUAACAACACGGAGGACUUUGGAGAGGUUGUCAAAAGACUGGAGUUGUUGACCAAGGGAAGCCAAACCACAGAGAUGACCUUACGUCGUAACGCCCUGGGCCAGCUGGGCUUUCAUGUCAACUUCGAGGGGAUCGUAGCAGAGGUGGAGCCCUACGGCUAUGCCUGGCAGGCUGGGCUCAGGCAGGGCAGCCGCUUAGUGGAGAUUUGCAAGGUGUCCGUGGCCUCGCUGUCCCACGAGCAAAUGAUUGAUCUUCUUAGAACCUCUGUCACUGUAAAGGUGGUCAUCAUUCCUCCACAUGAAGACUCAACGCCACGCAGAGGCUGCUCAGAAAUCUACCACAUGCCACUUGUGGACUACAAGAACCACAAAGAGGGCAUGCCCUAUGAGUUAAAGUUUCCCUUUCGCUCCACAAACAACAACACCAAGUGGCCACGCACCUCAUCCAGCCCUCAAACGCGUGCUGCUGGCAUGGGAGGAACCCUCAUCAAGGCCCCGCCCACAGACUUAAGUAAUCCUGCUGCUAUUCCCCGCAGUGUGUCUAGCGAUGGUCGACCGCUCAACCCCAAAAGAUAUUCCCCAGGGAAUGACAACUAUGCCCUUGCCUGCUCCAUUGUGAUGGGACGCACACUGCACAACACAAACUCCCCUUCCAGUCUCUCCUACACAGACACCAUGGCCUCCACCCACUGGAGGCAAAAGUCUAUGCCUGACGGGUUUAAUAACAACUGCCAGUCCCCCGUUUCAUCUGUGCGCCAUGUGGCAGGUGAGGGCGUCAAUGGGAUCAAAGUAUCGUCGAGCUCAGGUGUUGGAUGGUCACGACCUGGGGAGGGUGAUCCCGCUAGCAGAUCAGGGGACAAACCCAGCUCAGACACCGUGGUUUCCAAGGUGGUGAUUCCUCGACUUCAGCCGUCAGAGCAGAGCAGCCACGUGUCUCCUAACAAGAGCACCAAGGCAGAUGCUCCCUAUUCAUCCAGCCAGUCAAGCAGCAACACACUGUCAAGCAACGCCUCCAGCUCCACCCACAGCGACGAGAAGUGGUACGAAGUCGGCUCCCGUUCCGGAGUGCGGAGUGAACUGGAUCUCAGUGGCUAUCUUCAGGGUACCUCCAGCGACAGCGGCAUUGACGCAACCUCCUUCACUGCCACGCAGAGCAGCACAGCUUCCUCCACUGGUGCCUUCAUGGCCAAAGACAAAAUCCCUUGGCAGGAUGAGCCACCAGACGGCCAGACGGCCGCUGACACUUCACCUCCAACUCCAGACUGUCUUGUCAUCUCUCAAGGCACCGAGAUCCCAGGGAAGAGCCCCUUAUCCUUGCCACUUGGUCCCGAUAGCGGCUCCUAUAGCCCAAGUGAUGGCGCCGCCCACUCCAGCUCAGCCUCUUCUGGUCCAUCAGGCUGCAGGCCCAUGUCCCCCCAGGAUGAGGCUGCUCCUGUGCCCACAUCACCCACAUCCUCAAACUCCCAGUCCCCAGGUUCCAAGAGCUUCUACCCUCGUCAAGGAGCCACCUCAAAGUAUCUCAUUGGCUGGAGGAAGCCUGGGGGAACUGUUAACUCGGUGGAUUUUGGCAGCACUCGCAAACGGCACCAGAGUGAUGGUUUGCUGGGUGGUCAACCCCAGCUCAGGGCCAAUCUCCGGGGCUCCCAGUCUCCCCAGCGGCACACUGCGAAGUCCAGCCUGGAGGAAGACUUAAAGAAGCUCAUCACACUUGACAGCCCUCCACCCACUACAAAUGAAGAGAAGCCGUUGUUUCCAGGCCCCCCACCCAGUCGACGUUCCCUUCAGAGAACCCUGUCUGAUGAGAGCAUUUACAGCGGGCAGAGGGAGCCGUCCUCUAGUGGACAGCGUGAAACGCCUACUGACCUUCUUUUCUCCUGUUCCACCAUGCCACGUUCACCCACCGCCCGCCACGGACCGAGUCGGCGAGCAUCGCACAAAUCCCUCGGAGACCUGUCAGCCCCAGACAGUUCAGAGCUGGACCAAGAGAGGAAGAAACAACAGCUGCAAGAGCCUGUCCUCAUGCCCCUGCCUGACACGGGGGCAGAUGGCCCGCUUGACUGGGCCCACCUGGUAGAUGCUGCCAAGGCCUUUGAGGAGCAGAGGUUGGUUUUCCUAGCAGCCCAGGAGGAGAACUCCAUGGCUGAGAGUGCAGCAGCAGCAGCAGCAGCCACCAGUCCCCAGCAGGCCGAGCCUCAGGCGGCUCCACUGAGACAGCCUUCGCCAGGAGAGACUCCAGCUUGUUUGAUGGGGAAAGUGAGCCAGCUAGAAUCCAUGGUGAAGGCACUACAGGAGGACCUAAAGAAGGAGAAGGAUGCCAAGGCAUCACUACAAGCUCAAAUUGAGGGCCUGCGAGAGGACAACCAGCGUCUCCUCGAGGAGUCCUACAGCGCCUCCGCCAAGCUGAAGAAGUUUACAGAGUGGGUCUUUAACACCAUCGACAUGAACUGAUGCACGCUGCUGCUGACCUGCUCUCCACUGGGAGAAUAACCACUACUCAAGCUGAUUUCAAACUCUUCAGUAAUGUUCGGUGCACAACAGAAUCACAUAAAAAAAACAAAACAGUGUCGCUCUUGUACUGUUACAAACUAGUGCCAACAUGGAUGUAAACAUCAUCCUUCCUCAGCCUCAUGGAUCUGUGUGAACAGUGACCACAAAAGACAAAGGAGAAUCCAGGGUGACAGACAAAAAAGAGCAGCGGCGUAUCUGUGUGUCAGUUUUCAUCGGCAUGCUCUCCCUUACUUAGGAGCUCAUAAAAUAUAAUGUUUUUGUUUCCCCCCCUUGAAUGGACUGUUGGUAUUCCUGCAUGUCAGAGAAAGCGAGAGCACGAUUUCAAAGCUAACCAAACCUAAAGGGAUUUAAAGUCACUGUUUAGCUCCCCAGCUGUAACCUAAUUUUAAGUGAACGGAUUUCCAAUUAAACAAAAAACUCUAACACAAAUUAAAAUUUCUUCAAGAGUUGCUGAAUAUAGUCCCUGAUCUUAAUCGACAGGUGUGCUGUAAAUGUGCUGCCGUUAAGACAUUCUCCAGUUUUCCUAGUUCACAGAUAACAACACUGAUCUGAUUAUUUUUGUAUUACUAACAAAGAGAAAAAAGGUGAAGUAAAUACUAUAAGAGAGGAUGGGAGUUGCAUUUUUGAUGGUUAGUGUUGGUAGGUAGGCACAGAUAGACAGACAGACCCUUUGCAUAGCACAUACUGUAAACACUGUAAGGUCGAGUGCCUGUCUGUAUCGCUUAUGUAAAAGACUGUGCAAGUGUAGCGAGGGUUAUUGCAAGUAAAACUUGUAUAGGACUACUGGUCACAUGAAAAGAUAUAAAAAUAUAUAUAUUACAAACACAAUAUGGGUGCCAUAAAGAUAGAAAUCGACAAUUCAGUGUCACUUAUUCAGAUUAUUGUAAAUAUGUGAUGUUCACAUUAUUUUUCUCAUGCCUUCCCUUGAUAUAAUAAUGUAAAGAGUAUUUAUGUCAAAGAUGAUGGCCAAGAAAAGCAAAACAGCCAUAUGCAGUUAGAUAUGUACAGUAUAUACAAGUAAUGGUUUCCUACGUGACAAGAUGUAUCCUUUGACUCAAACGUUUCCAGCAGGAGCCGGGUAACUUUUGAUCCAGAGUACAGUGCUAGAGAACAUAUUGAUAUUUUUAAUCCUGAAAACGUUUGCCUGCUGCAGUGGAUUGAUUUGAGAGCGCCACUUGGUGUUGACAAGAUGUAAAAUACUACUACAGUGAGCUCACAUCCUUUUCCUCCCAUAGCACGCUAAAAUGCCUCAAUCUGAUCCCUAAAACUUUGGAUGGAGUCAGUUGGUGCUGUUAUAUUAUUGCAGAUAAGAUGCUGUGUAAAUCCUGAAAUCCCAGCUACAGUUUUCUGUACUUCUGUAAAUCUGCGCGAAAGCCCACACAGAAUCUGAUCUGCAGAUGACCGAGCUCAGUCCUUAUUUAAGCCUCAUACUUUAACUAUUUCCUUUUGUACCCUGAUGCUGUGCAACUGUAUAUAAGGAGAGUUUAAUAUUCAUCAAAAUCGCACCUUCGUUCUUAUUUUUUACAGUUAUUUUUGAUGUCUUUCUGCUUUACUUGCUAGUGCAGAGUGGAACCACAAGCCGGACUCAGACAAAAUGAGUCGUAGGCCCAUACGGUAGCAGAUUGCCCCUAUGCCUUCAUUCUUAACAUGUGUGUCAGCAUGUGAUUCUGUUUCCAUUGAGCUGUGAUGUGUAAAAACAAACACACAAAAAAAGUUUAUAUCUAUUAAAGAUAUUUUGUUCAAUUACA
Messenger RNA from Haplochromis burtoni (Burton's mouthbrooder), 10400 nucleotides. RefSeq names its product signal-induced proliferation-associated 1-like protein 1. The record is from RefSeq and is a predicted model, not a curated record. NCBI's taxonomy places the organism in Eukaryota, Metazoa, Chordata, Actinopteri, Cichliformes, Cichlidae. Gene Ontology annotation, biological process: regulation of small GTPase mediated signal transduction; activation of GTPase activity. The transcript has 21 exons. Gene Ontology annotation, molecular function: protein binding; GTPase activator activity. The coding region runs from base 3361 to 8592 and encodes 1743 amino acids. Gene Ontology annotation, cellular component: cytoplasm.